Nannizzia gypsea CBS 118893 is the source of this 1014-nucleotide messenger RNA. RefSeq lists its product as hypothetical. The transcript is spliced from 2 exons. The record is from RefSeq and is a predicted model, not a curated record. The coding region runs from base 1 to 1014 and encodes 337 amino acids. NCBI's taxonomy places the organism in Eukaryota, Fungi, Ascomycota, Eurotiomycetes, Onygenales, Arthrodermataceae.
AUGGCGGUGUUGUCACUCCCUGUUGUUUUGGCUGCCGCAAGCCUGGCCAUACAAAAAGCUCGUGCACAGUUGACUUGGAAGAACCUACUCUUGUUAUAUAUUUUAUUUAAUCUCAAAUCAGCGCCUUUUUCGUGGCAUAUUCGAUUAUUCACUCAUCUCCUCAGCCGUAUCCAUUUCAAGAAACAUAUCUAUCCGAACCCGAAAUCAAAAGACGAGAACAAACCAGGCCAUGUGCAUCCAAUAUUCGUACCGUCCAGCGUCACGAGCAGGACAACGCUAUGGGAGACGGACUAUAACAUCCACAAAUCGAACAGCACAUACUUCUCCGAUCUCGAUAUCGCACGUACAACCCUGGUGACAAGCCUGUAUAGCCCCGGUCUUGAGCUUGUGAAGCGCGAAAUGAAUAAAGAGCUUGAUGCCAAUGGCAAGCAGCUAUACCCUGGCAGAAUUGCGGUGAUGCUGGGAUCGGUGUACUGCACGUUCAAGAAAGAAAUCAAGUCGUAUGAAAAAUACGAGAUGAGGACCAAGAUUGCAGGCUGGGACGAGAAAUGGUUAUAUAUAUUGACCUUCUUCCUCCGGUUCCCCAAGCGCAAGGGAGAGCCCAAAGUGCUGCUUGCAGUUGGAGUGAGCAAGUACGUAGUGAAGAAAGGCAGGAAAACUGUUCGGCCCGAGAACGUCCUCCGGGCAAGCGGGUUGCUUCCCCCACGUCCACCGGGUGAGGAGGCACCCUCACCAUCGACAGCUCCCGAUACUCCUGCAAAUGGCGAGGCAAUUAAGUCAGACGAAUCGCUGGACGAGCCUCUCCUCCGUAAAGUGCUGACUUUAACGGAGAGUUCUGACCUUGAUAAGGCGGUUCUGGACAAUGAUGUUAAGAAGAACCGAGACAACACCGAGAAGUCUGGCGUCUGGGAUUGGCAUAGGAUCGAAGAAGAGCGACUUCGCGGCAUGGACGUCGUUCGGUCAUUUGUUAAUAUGGAUGCAAAACUUCACGAAGAGGUCGACCUGUCCGUGUGA